Cryptococcus wingfieldii CBS 7118 is the source of this 432-nucleotide messenger RNA. Its product is annotated as N-terminal acetyltransferase A complex catalytic subunit Ard1. Gene Ontology annotation, cellular component: NatA complex. The coding region runs from base 1 to 432 and encodes 143 amino acids. The record is from RefSeq and is a predicted model, not a curated record. Lineage: Eukaryota; Fungi; Basidiomycota; Tremellomycetes; Tremellales; Cryptococcaceae. Gene Ontology annotation, biological process: N-terminal peptidyl-glutamic acid acetylation. Gene Ontology annotation, molecular function: protein N-terminal-serine acetyltransferase activity; protein-N-terminal-glutamate acetyltransferase activity. The transcript has 6 exons.
AUGGACAUCCGCCAAGCAACCAUUGACGACCUGCUCGAUCUGUACCACGCUCUUACAUGGCCCGAACUGUCUUAUGUGGCUGUGGACCCCAAGGGGAGGAUCGUCGGCUAUAUCUUGGCCAAGAUGGAGGAAGAGCCCAGCGAGGAGCCUAGCGGACACGUCACAUCAAUCUCCGUCCUCAGGCCCUACCGAAGAUUAGGUCUCGCCAACAAGCUCAUGAAGCAGUCUCAGGAGGCGAUGGUAGCCCACUACAACGCCCACCACAUCACACUACACGUCCGAAAAUCCAACCGAGCCGCCAUCUCUCUGUAUCGUGACAGUCUUGGGUUUGAGGUGCAAGGGAUGGAGAAGGGGUACUAUGCCGAUGGCGAGGAUGCGUACGGCAUGAGGUGUCUGUUCAAGAAGGAGGAGGAUACCAGCGUUGCUGUGUAG